CUCAUGUAAACAAACAAAGCCGGGCGUUUGCGCACAAAGACAGACACCACAGUCCAGGGUGGUUUGUGGCAGCUGCGCACACACGCAGGGCCGAGGAGAAGAGAACUGUGGAGCCGAGAAGACCAGUGUGGUUUCAGUGAACACCGACAGGACAGAGAUGAGGAAGAAGCAAACUGCCAAACAGAGGAAGACAGAGGAGACUGCAGUUGUCCAGGAGUUUGCGGUUGAGAAGAUCAUCCGUCGCAGAAUCUUUAAUGGAAGAGUCGAAUACUUCCUGAAGUGGAAAGGCUUCACAGAUGCUGAUAACACAUGGGAACCCGAGGACAAUCUGGACUGUCCUGAGCUCAUCGAAGAGUUUUUGAGGAACAGCCAUCUGUCACAGCAGAAUGAGGAAGAAGACACAGAGUUUAUUCCCAAAGAAGAAAUGACUGAACAAGAGACGGGAAUUCAGAGGGAUCACACUUUGCCCACUGACAGCGGCGUCCUUGAGCCUGAUGAAGAGCCGUCAGACCUCAGCGCUCACCUGGUCCCUGAAUGCAUCAUCGGCUCUACAGACAGACAGGGAGAACUCAUGUUCCUCGUCAAAUGGAAGAACUCGGAUGACGUGGCCCUGCUGCCUGCUCGUGAAGUCAGUGCCCGGAGUCCUCAGGUGGUCAUCGACUUCUACGAGCAGAAGCUGACGUGGCACUGUGGAGAGGAAGAGCAGUAAAGAGUCGGAGUGUGUGAGUGUGUGAGUGUGGAAACACCAGGGUGUGUGCUCACCUGAGGUUUAGUGUGACCUUCAUCCAGUCUCCUCCUCCUCCUCCUCCUUUAAGCUGAGAUGCUUUGUAUGAAUUCUGUCUGGAUCUCGGCGAGGGCCAGUAUUUAGGACCUGUGGUGCUCAGUAACGUCACCGUGCCUUUGGCUGAAAGCGGUGAUGGCGAUUCAGACUAAUGUUUGUGCAGCAUUUGCAGUCAUUUAGGGUCAAACUAACCAGUAGCAACUUUGUGUCCUUAUGUAGCAGGCAUAAUCACUGUGAACAUGUUGUUCCUUUUUAGACUUGCUGUUACACAUUAAUAACUAUAAUACUGUACUCUAUACUUGUGUGUUUGUGGUGUACACACAGUACACUAACAGUACCUCCAGUCCUUCCACUGUAGGUCAGGCGUGUCCAAAGUCUGAGUCAAGAGCUGCUGCUAAUCCUCACGUGGAUUUCUGUGUGGGGUCAGGUUUUAUGGGUCACUGUCGGGGGUCAGAUCAGACCAUGGUGAACUGUAGACGUUUGAGGGCAUUUUGAAUCAGAUCUGGACCAAUUCUUUCAGUUUUGUGAAAAACUUUUUUACUCCUAUCAGUGGAUCUUUCAGACUUCUCUUUUAGGCUAUAGUAGCUUAGCCAUUUAAACUAAACUCUGUAGAUUCUUGUUACCAGUAUGUAUAUUUCACACACAUGCACACACACAUAUAUACCUAUACAUUUUCAUCACCAUUUUAGGGUCAAGUACACAGUGGUGGAAAUUUGCACCUGUGACCUUUAGCUUGUUUUUAAUCAUGUUUUCAUAUUGGCCAGUAUGUAUUUUUUUGUAAUAACCAUUUUUUUGUUCCACAUGGGUUACAUUUUAAUUUAGCUAAUAGUUUCUUACAUGUUAAGCAGUGUGUUGUGGCCAUUUGUUGACGAACUUUGUGUCUCUUAACAACUUCUUUUGCCUUUUAUUUUUAAAUAAAAUCAUACGUUAUGGAAUAAUUAUUUUAUUUCAAAUAGAAUGCAUUUUUAUGUCUCUAUAUUAUAGUCUUGAGUAUCAAAGGAAAGCAGUUGACCAUAUAUGGUCUGGACCCUGGUACAAACCUUUGGACACCCCUGAUCUAGUUCUAGCUUUUACUGACAGUUGUAUAGAUGUUGUUUGUUGUUGUAUAUGUGUUAAAAUAUCUACAGUUGUUUUAGUUUUUUUUUUCUGAAGUGUUAUCACUUUAUCCUCAUGGUUAAUGUAGAAUAUUAAAAUAAAAACGUUGUCCCGCACAUAUUUUCCCCAUUCAGCUGCUGUUAACCAAAUGUUGUUAUUUUUUCCUCCUGCUUAAAAGGAAUAAUCAAAAUUAUUGGAAGAAGUGCUUUAAACUGAAGGACAAAGAAUCCCCUCAGAGCUUUGAAUGUGAUUUGAAUUCAGCAUAAAUCUGUGACAUUUGCACACAAUGAUCUGUCGUGCACCUAAUUGUGACUAAAAGGAUUGUUAAAUUUUGCACUUUAUGAAAAGAGACUGUUUUGAUUCAUGGAAGACGGCGUCCACAUGCUCCACUCACUGCACUCAAAUAUCCUGACCUGAAACAUGUGCUGUUUUUAUGGGACACUCAGCUGAACCUUCAACCUCCUGAAACACACCUACUACUGAGGAACUGUCACUGUAACUGACCACAGAUCUGUGAAUAAAAGUGAAACCUUUGUGACA
Messenger RNA from Cynoglossus semilaevis (tongue sole), 2416 nucleotides. RefSeq names its product chromobox homolog 3b (gene cbx3b). The record is from RefSeq and is a predicted model, not a curated record. Bases 158 to 709 code for a protein of 183 amino acids. Lineage: Eukaryota; Metazoa; Chordata; Actinopteri; Pleuronectiformes; Cynoglossidae. The transcript has 5 exons. Gene Ontology annotation, cellular component: nucleus.